Messenger RNA from Grus americana (Whooping crane), 2005 nucleotides. It is a transcript of the gene SLC30A3, whose product is annotated as solute carrier family 30 member 3. NCBI's taxonomy places the organism in Eukaryota, Metazoa, Chordata, Aves, Gruiformes, Gruidae. The record is from RefSeq and is a predicted model, not a curated record. The coding region runs from base 67 to 1215 and encodes 382 amino acids. Gene Ontology annotation, molecular function: zinc ion transmembrane transporter activity. The transcript is spliced from 8 exons. Gene Ontology annotation, biological process: response to zinc ion; zinc ion transmembrane transport. Gene Ontology annotation, cellular component: plasma membrane.
GCCGCGGCAGGGGGCGGGGCCGCGGCGGUCCCGGCGCCGGUGCCCGCGGUGCUGCUCGCCCCCGGCAUGGAGCCCCCGACCGGCACCGAGAGCGCCCGCCUGGUCAGCCCGCGGGGCGGCCGCGCCGACGGCAGCCUGCGCCUCAAGAGUCUGUUUGCAGGCUCACAGGAUGCCCUGGCACCGCCGGCUCCCCUGGCUCUGGCUCCCCGCUGCUGCUGCAGCCCCCUCGCCCCCAGCCCCGGCCCGGGGAGGCUCCAGGCCCGCCGCCAGCUGAGCGUCGCCUGCACCGUCUGCUGCGUCUUCAUGGUCGGGGAGGUGAUAGGAGGGUACCUGGCACACAGCCUGGCCAUCAUGACGGACGCAGCCCACCUGCUGACGGACGUGGGCAGCAUGUCCGUCAGCCUCUUCUCCCUCUGGGUCUCCACCCGCCCACCCACCAAGACCAUGAGCUUCGGCUGGCACCGCUCGGAGACGCUGGGCGCGCUGGCCUCCGUCCUCUCUAUCUGGGUCGUGACCGGGGCCCUCGUCUACCUGGCGGCUGCCCGCAUCGUCAGCAACAACUACGAGAUCGAGGCACGAGCCAUGCUGGCCACAUCCGCCAGCGCCGUCGGCGUCAACCUGGUCAUGGCCUACAUCCUGCACCAGUCCCCCGCCAGCCACGGCCACGGCACAGGGGGCUACGAGCAGCUGGAGAGCACUGGGGGCUGCGGGCCCAGCCAUGCCCCCCUGCCUGGCAGCACCAGCGUCCGUGCAGCCUUCGUCCAUGUGGUGGGUGACCUGCUGCAGAGCGUCGGUGUCCUCGUGGCUGCCACCAUCAUCUACUUCAAGCCACAGUGCAAGAUCGCAGACCCCAUCAGCACCCUCUUCUUCUCGGUCUUUGUCCUUGGCUCCACCUUCACCAUCCUCAAGGACGUCUUCAGGGUCCUCAUGGAAGGGGCACCACCAGGCAUCGAGUUCGACGCGGUGAAGGAGGUGCUGCUGGGCGUUAGCGGGGUGAAGGGCGCCCAUGACCUGCACCUCUGGGCCCUGACGCUGAGCCAGCACGCGGUGUCAGCGCACGUGGCUGUCGACACCAGCGCCGACACCGAGACUGUGCUGCGAGAAGCCAUCACCCAGCUGCAGAGCAAAUUUGGCUUUUCCUCAUGCACCGUGCAGGUGGAGCGAUACCGGGAGGAGAUGGCAGCCUGCCAGCACUGCCAGGACCCCCAGGCCUGAGACCCUCACCCACUGUAGAGCUGGGUCAGGCCUGGCCCCCCACUCCACAGGCGAGCGGGAGCUGCCCCUGGGGCACGGGGUGCAGCGCAGGAGCGGGGGCAUUGCUUGGGCUCCUGUCCCUGCACCGCACCCACCCCGCUGCUGUGGAGCCCUGGGGUGGGACAGAGCCCCCGAGCGUGCAGGGUCCUGGCGGGGGGGUGGGGGGUGUGCGUGUGUACAACGCUCAGCCUGGCCUGGGCAGCACAGGGGCUCCCCAGGAACCUCCACCCCCAGCUGUGCCGGUAGGUGACCAGGCCUGCCACAGCCCCAAAGGAGGGGGACCCUGCCCCACCGCGUUCCCCCAGGGAGCCCUGUUGUCCCCGACAGGAGAGGGGACAGGAGGGAGCCGCUGCAGCUGCCGAAGGGCCCAGGGAAGGGAAGGGACGUCCUGGGGUGGGGGGGGGAGCCCAGACCCACCCUGGCCCCCAACACUCCCGUGCCCCCAUGGCCGCAGGGGCUGCCCCACCCCCACCCCCCAUGGGCUCGCUGCUGCCUGGGCUGGGGGGGGGGGGGCUGCUGCACCCACCUGGGUGCAGGGAGAGGGGGCAGCCAGAGCCUGGAACCCAGCCCCAAGCACCGGCUUCCCCGGCCUUGCUCCCCACCGCCCAGCCCACGCCUUGGCCUGACCCAUUCCCACCGCUGAGCUCGUGUCUGUCGUGCCCGUGGAGCGUCUGUCUGUCCGUCUCUUUGUGCAAGGAGUCCAGCGGGCAGUGGCAGAGCCCGCAGCCGCCAAUAAACUUGUUGGAGAGCA